CUGCUGAUGUCAUUUGUUUUGCUCUGUACCGGAAGUGCUGCUGUAACAUCACAGGGAAACUCAGCUGGGCGAUCAGAAAAUAAACAAACUGAACUGAAGCGUCCUCAUCAUAAUCAUAAUCAUCAUCGAGUGUCACACGACAGCAACAGGCUUAUUUAAAACAUCCGAUCAUUUCCGCAGCAGUGUGGAACAACACACAAACAUGUGAGCAGGUUCACUUUGUUUGCAUUUUUGUGUCAAGAUGGCUGAUGAUUUGGCCCGCUCCGCUCAACCCUGUGCAAAGCAGAAAUACCGCAGUAAUGCCCAUUCACAGGGGCUGUUAGACGGGCUCCUGAUGCUGCGACAAGGCGGCAUUCUGUUCGACGUGGUGCUCUUGGUGGAAGGAAAACCUAUCCAGGCCCACCGUAUUCUCCUCGCGGCCUCCUGUGACUAUUUCAGUUAUAUUUUUGGGCUGUUUCGCCUUUAUUUAGAUAGGACAGUAGGAGGACAGACGGGAAGGAAAUUGGACCGGGGAAAGACAAUCGACCUCGGGUCACCCGAAGUUGCCCACACGGCUAUGGCUCCGUAUAGCAUGCUUGAUAUUCAAAAGAUUGAGCUACAUGGUUAUUGUUUCCCUGUACAGCGUUUCAUUCCUCUCUGUGUUUUUUUUAGGGGGAUGUUCGCUGGCGGUUUGCGGGAGAUGCAGCAAACCGAGAUCCCGGUUCAUGGAGUCACACACACGGCGAUGAUGAAACUGCUGGACUUCAUCUACACCUCAGAGCUGGAACUGGACCUGGACUCGGUUCAAGAAGUCCUGUGUGCCGCCACUCUUCUGCAGGUGCAAGAUGUGAUCGGCUUCUGCUGCGACUUCUUGUUCUCCUGGCUGGAUGAUGACAACAUCCUGGAGGUGGAAAAGCUCGCCGACAUAUACGGGCUGAACCAGCUCGGGGAGAAAAUCCGCUCGUAUCUGCUCAAGAACAUCCAGACUUUCUCGCGGACGCCCGUGUAUCGAAAGCUUCCUGCGGAAAAGAUCUUGAGUGUGCUUUCCAGCAACGAGCUGGAGGUGAGCUCGGAGAACGAGGUGUUUGAAGCAGCUCUGCACUACCAUUACACCCCUGAACAGGUGGAGAAGGAUGAGGUGUGCUUACAGGAUCCACUGCGGAUGUUGGAAGCGGUGCGGUUCUGUCUGAUGGAGAAGCAUGUGUUGCAGCGCUUGCACAGCCGGUUAAAACAGUGUCCGCUACGAGACUCUGUGGCCGCCGCUCUACGUUACCACAGUCAGGAGAUGUGGCAGCCGGUCAUGCAGACGCCACUCACUCAGCCUCGCUGCAGCUCCCAGUGCAUUCUGGGAUUCGGUGGCAUGUAUUCGUCUAGCGCACUGGUGGACAAUGAAGAGCGGUUCCAGGUGUUCCACCCCUCCUGGGGCGAGUGGCGGAGUCUGGGUGCAGAACGCGCUCCUCGCAUGUCCAACAUGGGCAUCGCCGUGCUCAAUAACUUUGUGUACUUGGUUGGCGGAGACAAGAACACCAGCGGCUUCCGGGCUGAAUCUCGAUGCUGGCGGUACGAUCCCCGCCACAACAGCUGGUGUACUAUCGAGCCUUUACGGCAACCGCAUGCAGAUCAUUGCGUCUGUGUGGUUGAUAAGUACAUCUACACCAUCGGAGGACGAGACUACACCACUGAGCUGGACUGUGUGGAGCGCUACAACCCACAAACCAACACCUGGGAAUAUGUGGCGCCGCUCAAACGAGAGGUUUACGCCCACACCGGGGCAGUGAUUGAUGGGAAGAUCUACAUAGCAUGUGGUCGGCGGGGAAUGGCUUAUCUAAAGGAGACGUACUGUUACGAUCCCAGCGGGAAUCACUGGAGUGUGUGUGCCGAGGGCCCGGUGGAGCGUGCGUGGCACGGCAUGGCGGCUCUCAAGGGCCGCGCGUACGUCAUCGGAGGCAGCAACGACGGGUGCGGUUACAGACGAGACGUCCUCAAGGUGGCGUGCUACAACCCAACAGCAGAUGUGUGGUCUGUGGUGAGCCCGCUGCCGGCUGGUCACGGAGAGCCAGGGAUGGCCGUCCUCGAUGGGAGCAUCUACAUCAUGGGCGGAAGGUCACAUGACAAAGGCAGUCGGAUGAAGUACGUUCACGUUUAUAACGCAGAGGAGGACCGAUGGGAGAGCGGGACAGCCCUCGAGGACCGCGUAUCUGGGAUUUCAGCGUGUGUCUUGCUUUUGCCACAUGCAGCCAUGGCCCAGGCGCGCAGCUGGGAGCAAAGGGCUAAAGCAUCAUGGGAAGAGGUAGACUGGGACGACUCGGACAACUCGAGCGAGGACUGAUGUAUUAGCGAUGCUCAGGUUGGCUGUGAAGUUUGGGGUGUUAUAAUCAGACUUUUUAAGAUUGAUCAGUACGUGUAACCCAUCAAUGUGGGAUUGGUGAAGUCAACGUUUGUCCAGUAACUCAAGAUCCGAAUCCAAGUCUUUCCUGUUUGUGGGUUCAUUUUACUGACUCUUUUAGGUUGUUUUGUUUCUGUUUUAUGUCCAGAACUAUGGGAAACUGUUGGGGAUGCUAACAAUGUACGUGCACUUUACAAAUACAGAUGAAUUGAUUUGGUUUAUAAUGAAGGUGCCUUUAUUUUACUGA
Pimephales promelas (fathead minnow) is the source of this 2612-nucleotide messenger RNA. RefSeq names its product kelch-like family member 22 (gene klhl22). NCBI's taxonomy places the organism in Eukaryota, Metazoa, Chordata, Actinopteri, Cypriniformes, Leuciscidae. The record is from RefSeq and is a predicted model, not a curated record. Gene Ontology annotation, cellular component: polar microtubule; cytosol; nucleus. Gene Ontology annotation, biological process: protein monoubiquitination; cell division; positive regulation of TORC1 signaling. Gene Ontology annotation, molecular function: protein binding.